Zalophus californianus (California sea lion) is the source of this 605-nucleotide messenger RNA. Its product is annotated as non-specific lipid-transfer protein-like. The transcript has a single exon. The record is from RefSeq and is a predicted model, not a curated record. The coding region runs from base 43 to 474 and encodes 143 amino acids. NCBI's taxonomy places the organism in Eukaryota, Metazoa, Chordata, Mammalia, Carnivora, Otariidae. Gene Ontology annotation, cellular component: cytosol.
AAUUUAGGCAUUGGAGGAGCUGUGGUUGUGACGAUCUACAAGAUGGGUUUUCCUGAAGCUGCCAGUUCUUUUAGAACUCAUCACAUUGAGGCUGUUCCAACCAGCUCUGCAGUUGAUGGAUUUAAGGCAAAUGUUGUCUUUAAGGAGAUUGAGAAGAAGCUUGAAGAGGAAGGGGAACAAUUUGUGAAGAAAAUUGGUGGUAUUUUUGCCUUCAAGGUGAAGGACGGCCCUGAGGGUAAAGAAGCCACCUGGGUGGUGGAUGUGAAGAAUGGCAAAGGAUCAGUGCUUCCUAACUCAGAUAAGAAGGCUGACUGCACAAUCACAAUGGCUGACUCGGACUUACUGGCGUUAAUGACUGGUAAAAUGAAUCCUCAGUCGGCCUUCUUUCAAGGCAAAUUGAAAAUUACUGGCAACAUGGGUCUGGCUAUGAAGUUACAAAAUCUUCAGCUUCAGCCAGGCAAAGCUAAGCUGUGAAGAACUCCCUUUGCCUACCUUUGAAAAUUAAGAUGAGAUAUAUAGAUAUAUAUCCAUAUAUUUCAUUGUCCGAACUUAUACGGAAACUACACAUUGACAAAUAGUGUGAGAUUUGUUUUUAAAUGGGUGUG